Pongo pygmaeus (Bornean orangutan) is the source of this 806-nucleotide messenger RNA. RefSeq names its product hemoglobin subunit zeta (gene HBZ). Gene Ontology annotation, cellular component: hemoglobin complex; haptoglobin-hemoglobin complex; blood microparticle. The transcript has 3 exons. Gene Ontology annotation, molecular function: oxygen carrier activity; heme binding; oxygen binding. Bases 267 to 695 code for a protein of 142 amino acids. The record is from RefSeq and is a predicted model, not a curated record. Gene Ontology annotation, biological process: oxygen transport; hydrogen peroxide catabolic process. Lineage: Eukaryota; Metazoa; Chordata; Mammalia; Primates; Hominidae.
AGACUCUGGCCAACACCCCCUCUAAGGCCACAGGAGAGGAACAGGAGUGAUAGCCCCCAAACCCCAGACCCACCAGACCCCGAGGGCCCCUUUGUCACUGGAUCUGAUAAGAAACACCACCCCUGCAGCCCCCUCCCCUCACCUGACCAAUGGCCACAGCCUGGCUGGGCCCAGCUCCCUGUAUAUAAGGGGACCCUGGGGGCUGAGCACUACCAAGGCCAGUCUUGAGCAGGCCCAACUCCAGUGCAGCCGCCCACCCUGCCGCCAUGUCUCUGACCAAGACCGAGAGGACCAUCAUUGUGUCCAUGUGGGCCAAGAUCUCCACGCAGGCCGACACCAUCGGCACCGAGACUCUGGAGAGGCUCUUCCUCAGCCACCCGCAGACCAAGACCUACUUCCCGCACUUCGACCUGCACCCGGGGUCCGCGCAGUUGCGCGCGCACGGCUCCAAGGUGGUGGCCGCCGUGGGCGACGCGGUGAAGAGCAUCGACAACAUCGGCGGCGCCCUGUCCAAGCUGAGCGAGCUGCACGCCUACAUCCUGCGCGUGGACCCGGUCAACUUCAAGCUCCUGUCCCACUGCCUGCUGGUCACCCUGGCCGCGCGCUUCCCCGCCGACUUCACGGCCGAGGCCCACGCCGCCUGGGACAAGUUCCUAUCGGUCGUAUCCUCUGUCCUGACCGAGAAGUACCGCUGAGCGCCGCCUCCGGGACCCCCAGGACAGGCUGCGGCCCCUCCCCCGUCCUCGAGGUUCCCCAGCCCCACUUACCGCGUAAUGCGCCAAUAAACCAAUGAACGAAGCAGCGUC